AUGGCUAAUGAAGGUGAUGAUUCUGGUAUCUCUCCUGAAAGUUCGAGUUCAAGGUAUAUGGUUGUUCGGCCUGAAAGGGGUGGAAUCAGAGAUCUUUUCCGAUUCUUACUGACAGGCAACAGAGCAAGCGCCGCCAAAUUCUUCGAGAGCUCCGACGAAGACGUGGUUGCUGAGGGGUCGUUGGGUGGCGGUAGACGCGGAACUCCUGACCACUGUGCAAGGUAUCUGAUUAUUCGGCCCGAAAAUGGUGGAAUCAGAGACCUUUUCCGAUUUUUGCUAUUUGCCGACAGAGCAAGCGCCUCUAAAUUCCUCCAGGGCUCCGACGAUGGCGUGGUCUCGGAGGCGUUGUGGGGCGGCAGAAGAGGCGCGAUGCCAGAUCAUCGUUGGGUGAUAUUUGUGUCUAUCAUAUUCAGAAAAAUAAUCUCUCUGUUUGCUAAGCCCAUGGAGUGGAUUGGCUACUUGUUCGAGUUCCUUCUCAAUCUCCUCUCCGACAAUGGAAGCCUCCUCGGUUUAUUAUACAACCUCCUCCGCGUAAGGGUGAUAAUGCCAGAAAGAGGCUCAGAAACUUUCAUAAGUGCAAUUGGGCAUUUAGAUGGGCGCAUAGAUCUAUACGAGACUAGAGCGGCUUCUGCGGGGAGGACUUUACAGUAUGAACUUGGAGACCGGGAUCUUAUGGACCUUUGCAUGAUGGCCUCUAAGUUAGCCUAUGAGAAUGAGAAGGUUGUUGAGAACAUUGUAGAUCACCAUUGGCAGGCAUGCUUUUCUCUUUGCUUAUGCAUUUUGUGGAUUUCUACAGUUGUUGGAAUGGUAAGAAAUGAGUUGGAGAUAUAUCUACAUUCAUUAAAAGCGGCUGGAAAUUACCAGAAGGAGAAGUCAACCCAAGUUUUCAUAGUAUGCGACAAGGUGGAAGAUGCAAAUUUGGUACUAAUCAGUUUCCGGGGCACAGAGCCAUUUGAUGCUGAUGAUUGGAGUACUGAUUUUGACUAUUCUUGGUUUGAGAUGCCAAAAUUGGGAAAGGUCCACAUGGGUUUCUUAGAAGCCUUGGGUUUGGGCAGCAGGAUCGAUACCUCCACCUUCCACAAUCUUCUUCAAGAAAAAGAGGUAGAUAAUAAGACUGGUGAGAAAACACCCAUCACAGAAAUGGUGGAGAUGAGCGCAUAUUUCACUGUGAGAAGUAAACUGAAGAGCUUACUUAAUGAACAGAAGGCUGCGAAGUUCAUAGUCACUGGCCAUAGCUUGGGAGGGGCCCUUGCUAUAUUGUUUGUGACUGUACUGGUGCUGCAUGAGGAGAGGGAACUCAUGGAAAGGUUGUUGGGCGUGUACACAUAUGGGCAACCUAGAAUUGGAAACAGACAGUUGGGGAGGUUCAUGGAAGCCUAUUUGGACCAUCCGCUCCCAAAGUACUUCAGAUUGGUCUAUUGCAAUGAUCUUGUGCCAAGGUUGCCUUAUGAUAACAGAACCUUCCUGUAUAAGCAUUUCGGGGCAUGCCUGUACUAUAAUAGCCUCUACAGUGAACAAAAAGUUAACGAGGAGCCAAACAGAAAUUAUUUUGGUAUCUGGUACCUGAUUCCAGAGCAUCUAAAUGCUGUUUGGGAGCUGCUAAGGAGCUUCAUGAUGGGCUACAUGUACGGAGUGGAGUACAAGGAAGGUUGGUUGGCAGUAUUGCUGAGGGUGGUAGGAUUGGCAGUCCCUGGUAUCUCAGCACACAGCCCCAUAAAUUAUGUAAACUCCAUAAGGCUUGGAAGGGACAAAACCAUCCGGAUGUCCACUUUAUGA
Molecule: messenger RNA, 1776 nt
Organism: Thlaspi arvense
Lineage: Eukaryota; Viridiplantae; Streptophyta; Magnoliopsida; Brassicales; Brassicaceae
Source: the annotation of a GenBank genome assembly